This is a messenger RNA of Elaeis guineensis (African oil palm), 1959 nucleotides long. Its product is annotated as serine/threonine-protein kinase-like protein CCR4. Gene Ontology annotation, biological process: protein phosphorylation. Lineage: Eukaryota; Viridiplantae; Streptophyta; Magnoliopsida; Arecales; Arecaceae. The record is from RefSeq and is a predicted model, not a curated record. Gene Ontology annotation, molecular function: protein kinase activity; ATP binding.
AAAAAUACACCAACAGUCUAGCUUGGGUUAUCAGAAUUCAAAUGAAUCGGUCUUCGGUGUCUACUCUGUCUGAAGCCGCGUUUACCGCACACCCCAGGCUCGCCACCCAACUCACUCAUCACCCGAAACCAUCUCAUCCCACACAAAUAAUACAUCCAAAGAAAACAGAACAAUUUGUUUCCAUCCUUCAAACGCCGCUCUGUCCCCCACAGUCCUUGUUACAAUGCCAUUCCCUAUUCCCUCACCCUCCCCUCUUCCUUUCCCAUGUCUCUCCCAAACCACUCCCCACCCCUCCUCCUAUCACUCCUACUCCUCUUGAUCACAAUUCCUACCAUCUCUUGUCAUCUAUCCACCAUAGCAAUCUCCCAUGUCUCCAAUCAAACCAUCGUCUGCGCUCUCCUCCUUUCCCCCAACCCAUUCGACCUCAACUGCACCAGCAUAGCCAAAAGAGUCCAGCGAAACUACCCCUCCGCCAACAACUCAUCCUACACCGCCAUCGCCGCCGGCGAUGGCUUCCUCUGUGCGCUCGCUUCCAUACCAUUCCCCGCCGGUACUCUAUCCACCAUGCGCUGGUGGGAAUUCAAGCAACAAUCCGGUAACAGUUCCAUCCCCGACUCCAAGCGCCUCUACCGGGGGCCUUCUCUCGUCUCCCUCUCCGCCGGCGACACCCAUGUCUGUGGCCUCCGAGGCGGCGCCAUCCGCAAACUCGACUGCUGGAGAUGGCCGCAGCUCCUCGUCCCUCGAGGGCUCAACUUCACCGACAUCGCCGUCGGCGCAGAUUUCGUCUGUGGAUUACUGCCGGCAUCCCAACAGAUCCAAUGCUUUGGAAAUGAUUCGACCGUUGUAAGCCAGAAGCCCAACGGCUCCUACCUCACACUCGCAGCCGGAUCCCGGCACGCGUGCGCCGUCUCCAAGAUUGGUGAAUUGGUUUGUUGGGGAAUCGGAGCUCCGGAAGUGGAGAGAAAUCCAUUCGAGAUCAGCUCAUUAGCCUUAGGAGAGAAUCGGACUUGUGCUCUGAGUACCAAUGGAACAGUGAAAUGUUGGGGGGAGAACUCUCAGCUACCAAACGGCCUCUCCAAGUCCCAAUUUGUUGCAAUUGAAGCCAAAGGCAAUGCUCUGUGUGGGGUACUCAUGGUCAAUUACUCUUUGUUUUGCUGGGGGAAUGACAUCUUCAAGCCCCAUCCCAUGGUCUUCAAACGGGUCCUCCCCGGAGCUUGCGUGCGGAUGUCCACCUGCUCUUGCGUCCUCGCAGGCUCCGCCAACAUCUGCAGCAAGGGCGCCGCCAUCUGCGAGCCAUGCAGUUCUGCACCCAAAGCUAAUCCUUUACCGCCGCUGUCGCCGCCGCCACCUCCAAGGUCUAAUUCAACACCACCGCCUCAAAGAAGUAGCGGUAGCAGGAGAAGGCUAGUCUUUAUAGUAAUUGGCUCCGUCAGCCUCGCCGUCAUAUUAUUGGCAGCCGCCGUAUGGUUCAUCAUUCUCCCAAUUUACAGAAACAGUGGCCGAAUCCACGACACCGUCGGACUCCAUGCCGGAGCAGCAGAGGCGCCGCUGCCGCCGGGCGUGCCGAGUGACCGAAUUCGACGGGACAUUGCGGAAUACUCGAACCCGCUGAUCAACCGGCAGCUGAGCAUCGGUCACAGCUCAACAAUCAAGGAAUACCCGUUGGCAGUCCUCCUUGCGGCCACCGACAACUUCUCCGACGACCACAAGAUCGGCUCCGGCGGCUUCGGGUCCGUCUACCGUGCAGUGCUCGACGACGGCCGCGUCGUCGCCAUCAAGCGCGCCGAGCCGCCCCCCUCCGCCCCCACCGACCCCGCCUCCUCCGCCUCCACCUCCCACGCCGACCAACGCCGCCGCCGCGACCGCGACCGGGAAGCUGCCUUCCUCUCCGAGCUGGCUCUCCUCUCCAGAGUCAACCACAAGAACCUCGUCCGGCUCCUCGGCUUCUGCAACCAAAGC